Molecule: messenger RNA, 3084 nt
Organism: Impatiens glandulifera
Lineage: Eukaryota; Viridiplantae; Streptophyta; Magnoliopsida; Ericales; Balsaminaceae
Product: transcriptional corepressor SEUSS-like
Exons: 10
Coding region: 572-2833 (753 amino acids)
Biological process (GO): negative regulation of transcription by RNA polymerase II; positive regulation of transcription by RNA polymerase II
Cellular component (GO): nucleus; transcription regulator complex
Source: RefSeq, a predicted model, not a curated record
AAAGAGGGAAAUGCUCUCCCUCUCUAUUUGUGACACGAAGAUACACUGAUAUGCCAGUUUUGGACUUCAAACGACGAUAACCAGUGGAAACAGCUCAGAUUAAUUGCAAUUUGCCGAUAUGUAUAGUUGCUUUCCAAUGUCCAGCAGCAGCAGCAGCUUUAGACCGUAAAAUAAAGAAGAAAAGCUCAGACAUUCAAUGUGAAUUGAAGGAGAAUAAGACUUGUACUCUUAGAUUUUCUUCAAAUUUAUGUUUUCUAUCGCUAUUCGAUCGCUCCUCGCAUGUAACUUGCAUAGCUGAUCAACUCCUUACUCAAAAUGCAGAGUUGAAAGAUUAUUUGACCAAAUCUGAAUAUACGGUGAUUGGAUUCAUGAGGAGACAGACAGGGGAAAGGUUUGAUUUUAAGCAGUGGUAUAGAAGUUGUAGAACAUUCAGGACAAAAGUCGAUUAAUAAUCUUUUUUUUCUUUGUUGUAAUAAUUUAGUUAAAUUUUGUAGCACCAAGUGAUGAAUUUAUGACAUUCAUGUUCUGCUUGCAAGAGUAAUUAUUGUGUGUAAAUUUUGCUUUGGAAAAUAUGGUGCCUUCAGGGCCUCCUGCUCCUGUUGGUGGUCCACAGUCUGUUCCUCCCUCCCUUUUGCGAUCAAAUUCUGGUCUCAUGGGUUCUCAAGGGGGUUCUCAAGCAGCUUUCCCAUCGCUUGUAUCUUCUCGUUCUUUGUUUAAUAAUGUUAAUUUGAUGGGCAAUGUGUCCAACGUCUCGUCUCUUCUUCAGCAGUCUUUUGCUAAUGCGGUUCCAGAUUCUGGAAUCUCUGGGUUGGAAAGCAGUCAGAGAGGAAUUAUGGAUACCGAAGCUGAGACUGAUCCACUUUCAAGUGUUGGGAAUGGAGUUGGAUUUAACCCUGGAUCGACAGGUCAAAUUCAAGGACACCAGUUUUCCAACCCUUCUGGCAAUCACAUAAUGCCGGAUCAACCACAAGCUCAACAGCCAGACCUGCAGACCUUUCAGCAUAAUCAACCACAAAUACAGCAGCAACAACAAUAUCAACAAAUUCGGAGAGGGUUAGGUGUACAAGGGCCGCUGAAGUUGGAAUCUCAGGUGAUAAAUGAUCAACAGGCUCAGCUUCCACAACAAUUGCACACUGUAAGGACUCUUGGUCCUGUUAAACUAGAACCUCAACAGGUCCAGGCGAUGAGAGGCUUUAGUUCAGUAAAGAUGGAGCCCCAGCAUUCAGAUCAGCCACUGUUUCUGCAUCAACAACAGCAACAACAACUUCUCCACAUGUCUCGACAGUCUCCCCAGGUAAAUGUUGCUGCUGCUCAGAUUUUGCACCAGCAGAGACUCUUGCAAAUGCAACAACAGCAACAACAGCUAGCUAUAAAGGGUAUUACCAUGCAAAGACCCCCUAUACAACCUCCUCAGUUUCAGCCGCAAAACAUGCCUUUGAGGUCCCAGUCCAAGCCAUCUUAUGAACCUGGGAUGUGUGCCAAGCGGUUGACACAUUUCAUGUAUCAACAACAACGCAAACCUGAGGAUAACAACAUUGAAUUUUGGAGAAAGUUUGUAGCUGAGUACUAUACACCUAAUGCGAAGAAGAAAUGGUGUGUUUCCAUGUAUGGAAGUGGCCGCCAGACAAAUGGAGUUUUCCCUCAGGACAUAUGGCAUUGCGAAAUAUGCAAACGCAAACCUGGACGGGGAUUCGAGGCUACUGCAGAGGUUCUCCCAAGGCUUUUCAAAAUCAAGUAUGAAAGUGGAACACUAGAAGAACUUCUUUAUGUCGAUAUGCCUCAGGAAUAUCAGAAUUCAUCUGGUCAAAUUGUACUGGAAUAUGCAAAAGCAGUACAGGAAAGUGUUUUUGAGCAACUUCAUGUUGUCCGAGAUGGCCAACUUCGCAUAGUUUUCUCUCCAGAGCUAAAGAUAUGCUCUUGGGAGUUUUGUGCCCGGCGACAUGAAGAGCUGAUUCCUAGGAAACUUCUAAUUCCUCAGGUAAGUCAACUUGGAGCUGCUGCUCAAAAAUAUCAGGUUGCAGCCCAAAAUGCAGCAUCAAACUUGUCAGUUCCGGAGCUACAAAGUAACUGCAACAUGUUUGUUACAUCAGCUCGUCAGUUGGCAAAAGCAUUGGAGGUUCCUCUAGUUAAUGACCUAGGAUAUACAAAAAGAUAUGUGCGGUGUCUCCAGAUAUCUGAAGUGGUUAACAGUAUGAAGGAUUUGAUUGACUAUAGCCGAGAAACACAGAUUGGACCUAUUGAGUGCUUGGCUAAGUUUCCGAGGAAGAGUAGUAGUACUAGUACAUCAGUAGGGCUCCAUAGUCAUAGUCAAGCUCAAAAUAAAGAGGAAGAGUUACAACAGACACAACAACAGCAACCUGUAUCUAAAAAUGCUAAUAAUGGAACAAGCAUAAUCCAAGUUGCUUCAAACGGUUCUUCAUCCUCCAGCACAAUCGCAGGCCUCCUCCAUCACAAUUCAACGACAAAACAUCAAAACCCAAUCAGUAAUUCAAACGGCUCCAUCCCCUAUGGAGCCAAUGCAGGCUCCGCCAAUAUCUCAAACCAAUCGCCUGCUGUAUCAGGCGAUUCCAUCAUGAACGAAUCUCAGAGCUCUGUGGAGAAAAUAUUUCACGACAUGAUGAUGUCUUCUCAGAUUGGGAACAACGGUGGUGGUAAUAAUAACAGUUUAAUGCCGAAAGGAAGUGGUAGGGGUGGUGGAAUCCGGGGGAGAGUAGGGGCGAUGUCCAUGACUCGAGAUCAAAGUCAGCAACAGGCUUUUGGUGACCAAAUAUUUAACGGAAUUGGGUCACUUAAUGGGUUUGGAAACCAUCAAUUUGAUUGGAAGUCUUCAUAAUAAUAAUCAGGAUUAGAAUGAUAAUGAAAAAAAAGAGGUUUAAGUGUUGAAUUAAAUUAUCUUUAUAUCCUCAGUUAUGCCAGUUUAUGAUAAUUAAUAUAAUAAUAAAAGUUAGUGAUGAGAAGGCCAGGCCAUAUGUUAGUGUAUAUAUACUAUUUGGUUGGAUUGGGAAAGGAAUAUGUUGUACAACUUCUUUAGGAUUUAUGAGAAUCUGGGUUAUAAAUGGUUAAGGUUUUUGUUUUGUUUUCAAA